Molecule: messenger RNA, 1339 nt
Organism: Menidia menidia (Atlantic silverside)
Lineage: Eukaryota; Metazoa; Chordata; Actinopteri; Atheriniformes; Atherinopsidae
Source: the annotation of a GenBank genome assembly
UCACUGUGGUCCUUUUGCCCGCACUCAGUCGGCUUUCUGGGCGUGCUCGUAUGGAAAGGGGCGUGUGAAUCCUUAUAAGAGUAUCAUUGCUUUCCGUGCCAUUCAUUUCAUGCGUAGCAGUUUAUAACUUGCACCAGAAUAUCGAUGUGAUAAGAGCACUGACAGUCGGUCACCCCUCCCACAAAAGCCGGCUGAGGCAACUGAUCAAAGUUAAACUGAAAUCACCCACCGCCACUCACACAAGAUUCAGAGGCGCUGACUGGAGCUGUUUUGACGCACAGACAGAAGUGUCCUGCCAGACUUGGACCUGACAGCUUAUCCGCAUUAAAUCUGCAAACUACGUGCAGCUGAACAUGGAGCACCCUAAUUUCUCCGGCACUUGGGAAAUGAAAAGCUCAGAAAACUUCGAGGAACUCUUGAAAGCAUUGGGCGUGAACGUCAUGCUGCGAAAGAUUGCGGUCAAGGCGGCCUCGAAGCCACUGGUGGAGAUUGAGCAGGAUGGAGAGAAGCUGUCCAUCAAAACCAUUACCACAGUGCGCACCACUCACAUCACUUUCACUGUGGGGGAGGAGUUCAAUGAGACCACAGUUGAUGGACGCGCUUGCACGAGUUUUCCACGUUGGGAAACAAAUAGCAAGAUCAGCUGUGAGCAGACUCUGCAAAAAGAAGGGCCCAAAACAUCCUGGACCCGAGAGAUCACCAGUGAUGGCCAAAUGAUCCUGACCAUGAGAGCAGAUGAUGUUAUAUGCACCAGACUCUACGAGCGACAAUGAUCAAGAGCACUUCUCACUUUCAUGCAGCUCUCCCCUCCACUCCCUGCAUCACCAUAACUCCCCUUUCUGAGUGAUGGGAGAUAGCAACCCAUAGUUUUAUUCCAGUUAGCUUCACCAUGUAACAAGGGUGGUAAUUGUAUCUCGCAUGUCGUAUAAACACUUUAGAGCUCCUGUUUUUUCUUUCUGUUCUAUCAACCUGAAUUCAAAGCAUAGAAACCUGUGUUGCGCUGUUUUCUUGAUCUGCUGGCCGACAGCUCAUGUAUGUGGCGUUUUUUGUGCAUCAGUGUGUGUGAGAGUUGUAUGCCAGAAGAUGAGGUGUGAGACUAUAUUUGUAGAUGUGUAACCCAUAUGAGCUCUUCCAAUAUCAGGUCAGUUUUGAGGUGUCUGUCUCUGUUUCUGUAGCUCUACUCAUCACCAACUUUUUCUAUUUCAACAUUUUGUAUUGAUUGCUACCCUAGAUUUGUUUUGGUUUUUUACACGGUGUCUCUUUUACAUCAAACAUGAUCAUAGGAAAACAACACUUUCUUCGGGGAAAACAAUAAACCACAUUAUUAACUCAGCUUGAC